Messenger RNA from Sorex fumeus (smoky shrew), 1727 nucleotides. It is a transcript of the gene CCDC61, whose product is annotated as coiled-coil domain containing 61. The transcript is spliced from 15 exons. Gene Ontology annotation, cellular component: centrosome. The record is from RefSeq and is a predicted model, not a curated record. NCBI's taxonomy places the organism in Eukaryota, Metazoa, Chordata, Mammalia, Eulipotyphla, Soricidae. The coding region runs from base 142 to 1689 and encodes 515 amino acids.
AGUUGAACCGCUCACGAGGAGGGGUGUCUGUCGAGACGGUGAGAAGCUGCGAGAGCGGCGGCCAUUUUCCCGAAGAAGAAGAGGCGGAGGCCCAGAGAAGUGGCGUUUCUUCCCGAAGGGGCCACCGCUGCGAUACUGGCCAUGGAGCAGCCGGCCAGCCUGCAGGUGGACUAUGUGUUCCGGGGCGUAGAGCAUGCCGUGCGUGUGGGCGUUUCCGGCCAGGUGCUGGAGCUGGAGGUGGAGGACCGUAUGACAGCUGACCAGUGGCGGGGACAGUUUGACGCCAACUUCAUCGAGGAUCUGACGCACAAGACAGGGAACUUCAAACAGUUCAACAUCUUCUGCAACAUGCUGGAGUCGGCCCUCACCCAGAGUAGCGAAUCAGUCACCCUCGACCUGCUGACCUACACGGACCUGGAGUCCUUGCGGAACCGGAAGAUGGGGAGCCGAGCGGGCCCCUUGCCCUCCAGGUCAUCCCAGCUCAACUCCAAACGCUACCUGAUCCUCAUCUAUUCUGUGGAGUUUGACAGGAUUCACUACCCGCUGCCCCUCCCGUACCAGGGCAAGCCCGACCCAGUGGUCCUGCAGGGCGUUAUCCGCUCCCUCAAGGAGGAACUAGGCCGCCUCCGAGGGCAGGACGGCCAGGACACUCGGGACAGCCGUGAGACGGAGAUCUGGCACCUCCGAGAGCAGGUGUCUCGACUGGCGUCUGAGAAGCGCGAGCUGGAGGCCCAGCUGGGCCGAUCGAGAGAGGAGGCGCUGGCGGGACGCGCGGCGCGCCAGGAGGCCGAGUCGCUGCGCGGGCUGGUGCGGGGCCUGGAGCUGGAGCUGCGGCAGGAGCGCGGCGCUGGGGCCCGGGGGUCCGCGCGUCGCAACCCGGAAUGCCGCCGCCUGGCCAAGGAGCUCGAAGAGGUGAAAGCGUCGGAGCGGAGCUUACGAGCGCGGCUGAAGACGCUCAACUGCGAGCUGGCGGCUUACAAGAGGGGGAGACGGACCUCGCCCGUGGUGCUGCCCCCGGCCCGAGAGGAUCGCGCGUCCUCGUCCCGGGAGCGCUCCACCUCGCGUGGCCGCGGCCCCACCCGCUCCUCGUCCCGGGAGAGCGGCCGCGGCGGCCGGGGCCAGGGCCGCCCUGCCCGCCCCUCGCCCUCGCCCACAGGUGGUCGUGCGCCCCGCUUCGACCCCACAGCCUUUGUGAAAGCCAAGGAGAAGAAGCAGCGGGAGCUCAGGAUGAAGCAGCAGCAGCGGAACCGAUUAGGCAGUGGUGGAAGCGGGGACGGCCGUGGGGAUGGCCCAGCUGUCUCCUGGUCUCGCCAGACUCGGGGCCCCGCAGCCAGCAGUGGCCGAGGGGAUGCGGCUAACCGCUCCCGGCACCGCAGCUCCUCGGUGGACAGUUUCCGAAGCCGCUGCUCAUCCAUCAGCUCCUGCAGCGAGUACGAGGAUUUCUCGGAAUCCCUCCCAAGAGGCGUGGGCCGCCACCGGAAACCUCCCAGCCCCACUCCCUGGUCCAGGUCCAACAUGAAGGCCCCACCCGCGGAACGGGGCCGCCAACAGAGACGCCUGGCCAGCUCGGGAAACUGGUUCCCCAUGAAAGAGUACAGCGCCGACCACCAGGUGGCUGACAUGGCCGAAAUCGACGCCCGCCUGAAGGCCCUGCAGGAGUACAUGAACCGCCUGGACACACGGUCGUGACCCGCGAGGGGACGUCCAGCCAGGGCCGGUGCUGCCGG